Messenger RNA from Myotis daubentonii (Daubenton's bat), 928 nucleotides. Its product is annotated as ATP-dependent translocase ABCB1-like. Lineage: Eukaryota; Metazoa; Chordata; Mammalia; Chiroptera; Vespertilionidae. The record is from RefSeq and is a predicted model, not a curated record. The transcript is spliced from 2 exons. Bases 1 to 534 code for a protein of 177 amino acids.
AUGAGACUAGAGCUAGAAGAAUAUAUUAUUAUGGAGAUGGAAGCACACCCCUUCCUGUUUGACUGCAGCAUCAGCGAGAACAUUGCCUACGGAGACAACAGCUGGAUGGUGUCAAAGGAAGAGAUUGUGCGGGCCGCCAAGGAGGCCAACAUCCACCACUUCAUUGAGACGUUGCCUGACAAAUAUAACAUCAGAGUAGGCGACAAAGGAACCCAGCUCUCCGGCGGCCAGAAGCAGCGCAUUGCCAUCGCACGUGCUCUGGUGAGACAGCCACGCAUUUUGCUUCUGGACGAAGCCACAUCAGCUCUGGACACAGAGAGUGAAAAGGUUGUCCAAGAAGCCCUGGACAAAGCCAGAGAAGGCCGCACCUGCAUUGUGAUCGCUCAACGCCUGUCCACCAUCCAGAACGCAGACCUGAUAGUGGUGUUUCAGAACGGCAAGAUCAGGGAGCACGGCACCCAUCAGCAGCUGCUUGCACAGAAGGGCAUCUACUUCUCCAUGGUCAGCGUCCAAGCUGGGGCCAAGCGCUCGUGAACUGUGACCAGAUAAGCUGUUAAAUAUUUUCUAAUGUUUGUGUUAAAAUAUGGCAUUUAGUCAAAGUUAAAAAGUGAGCACUUUACUGGAAACACUAUGUAGAGCGACCUGUUUCAUAUUUCCUGACAUGAGAUCAUCCCAUCAAGUUCAGAGUCUUGAAAGACUUUAUAGUGGAAGGAACCAGAAGAAACAUCAUCAGAUGGAAUAAAAUGAUGUUUUUAAUUGCAUUAGAAGUUUAUAUAAUAAUUCAAAGUAGAUUUUGUUAAUAAAAUGUGUAACUUUCAUGUAUAUUUUCUUAUUUGGACUGUAACUGACUGCCUUGCUAAAAGUACUAUAGAAGAAGCAAUAAGUACUGAAUGUUUGCAUAAAGCGCCUAUAAUAAAACUAAACUUUU